Messenger RNA from Labrus mixtus (cuckoo wrasse), 2446 nucleotides. RefSeq lists its product as uncharacterized. The transcript is spliced from 16 exons. Gene Ontology annotation, molecular function: interleukin-17 receptor activity. The record is from RefSeq and is a predicted model, not a curated record. NCBI's taxonomy places the organism in Eukaryota, Metazoa, Chordata, Actinopteri, Labriformes, Labridae. The coding region runs from base 151 to 2355 and encodes 734 amino acids.
AAGGUCACGUGAGACCGAAACCCAGGAGCGUCUCAACAGUCGCCUGGUGUGACGAACGUCAUGGGAACUAUAGACUAACGGAGGAACUAUUGAGGUCGUGCUUUACUGCUCCUGGCUGGACAACAGGCUGACGGGUUGUGUUUUUUUUGGAUGAGGGGAGUGAAAGCUGCUCUCAAAGAAAUGGCUCCAAGUGUUUCUGUCCCACCGCUGUUAUUGCUGCAUUUCUGGCUGUUCUUGUCUGCGAGAGCGCUGGAGAUGAUUGACGGAGACGCACCUGAACUCACCUGCAGCGAGGGUUUGACUGACUGCAACGUGAGCUCAGAGUCUCUUUUUGCUGAUGCUCCACCAGAUCCAGAUGACACAACAAGCAUCACUCAUGUGCAGCUUCAAGUCUGCCUGUGCUGUUCUGCUGCACAAGACUGUAAACCCUGCCUGCAAGUCAACAUCACAGUCCAAGUUGCAGAAUCGGGUAACACUAAGGACAUUUCUGAGGUAUCUGGUCACCAUAAGAAUAGUGAGGACAUCUUUAUCACGAGUCAAACUGUGGAGGGAAGUGGUCAGUUUGUGGCUCCGGAACCAAAAGCUUCAGUGAAAGUGUGUCACAGCUCCCCAGAGUCAGAGUUUUGCAAGAUGCUUGAGUUUAAACCAAGAAACUUGGGUUUUGAUCAAUCACAACAUCACACACUUCAGCUACUUCUGAGAAAGAACAUGAUGUUUGGCAGUCCUGUUGAGGUCCUCGCCUUUUCGUCCUUGGAUGGAUCAUACAGCAUUCAAAAGACCACAAUCCCAUCUUUAGAUAAAGUUUGCUCCAUAGACUUCGAGUGGGCUGUAAAGGGCUGUGCUGUUCCCAGACUCCGAGCUGUGACUGAUCAUAAAGGAAAUGAAGUCCUCCUUCAACUGGAAAAUAAUACCAAUACCUCACAAGACGAGCUCAUGUUUCAUAUGGUUUGGAAUAACAUAUCUGGAGAGGAUCUUACAUGGCCUAAAGGCGAGACAGAGAUGGCUGUUUCAUCAGAUGUUGUUGCACCAUGCCUGUGCUUUGAGGUGUGGUGGAAGGGAAAGGAACUACGCACACAAUUCUGCCCUUUCAAAAACAAUCAAGAUGCCCUGCGAAAAAUGCAGCAGAAUGUGUCUAUUGCUGUUGUGGAGUCUUGGAUGAGGGACGGCAGGCCAAGCCUGAGAUGGAAUGUGACUGCCCCCUGCAGGCUGGAGGGAGAGGUGUGGUUGUGCAAGAAAGACCAGGCAGGAAGCCGGUGUAAGGAGGUGGUGGGCUCCAGACAGAGACUCAACAACCAUGAGCAUGCAGGCUGGAUGGCAUUGCGCAAGGUACACUGGAAAACCGGAGAAUUCAACACAUCUUCACAUCCUCUGCUUUGCAUCCAGCUUCACAUCAAUGGGAUGCAGUCAUACUUUGAACCUCAUUGUCCUUUCGCAAGAUCUCGAUUGAGAUGGAGCCUGCCUUUUCUAAUUCCAUUACUACUUAUUUGCAUUUCCAUACUAGGAGUCUAUUUUAUACAAGGAGUCCUAAAAGGCUACAUGUGGAGAUGGUUGAAAGAAGAUGAUGUCAAAGGUGCUGUAGGUGGUGGUCAUGUGGUGUUGCUGUACCCAUCUGAUGAUGACCAGGCUCUGCCAGAACUGAUGAGCCACCUUGGGUCGUCCCUCCAGGCCUUGGGCUUCAGCGUGUCUUUGGACCUGUGGAGCCAGGCUGAGCUGGGUGUUCUGGGUCCUGUGCCAUGGCUCCACUCAAGACUAAACCGAUUGCAAAGGCAGGGGGGUAAAGUGGUCCUGGUCCUCACCCAGACUGCCUGGAUCAGAGCUGUAGAAUGGGGGGCUGGGAGCUGGGAGAGGAACACCCCGCGGAACGGAGACAUGAAGCCAGAGGAGGAGGUGGAGGGAAACUAUGAUGUGUCCUCUCAAUGUGUAGACGUUUUUACUGCUUCACUGAGCUGUAUUCUUGCAGACUAUUUACAGGGCCGUGCUGGUGAGCGGUUCAUGUUGGCUCAAUUUGAAUCACUUCCACCUGAGCCUCCAGGUGGAUUCAGGCCAUUGCCAGAACUUUUCCGUGGCCUUCAUGUCUACAGCCUCCCCUCCCAGAGCCUUGGUUUUCUGACUGAACUUGCAGGGGCUCGACAAAUGGCAACAGCUUCUGCAAGAAGGAAAAGGGCAGGAGGGCUAAGGCUGGCAUCCCGAGCUCUGGCACAAGGGCUGUCUGGGUUCACAGCGGGGACCACUGUGUUACGCCUUGCAGGGGUGUCGCAGGGUUGUGUGGGUGUUGAAUUUGAAGACUCUAUGGAGACAGUUCCUUUAAAACCAUGUCUUGUUACUCCUCCCUCCAGCCCUGACUCAAGCUGCUGAUAUUGGUGCUGGGUCUUGGGGUUAUUGGAAAAGGUAUUUUCCAUGUUCCUUUAUGUUUCUGUUAUUGAAAAGUUUUUUUCUUCUAAAGGCU